Messenger RNA from Talaromyces proteolyticus, 7222 nucleotides. RefSeq names its product P-loop containing nucleoside triphosphate hydrolase protein. The coding region runs from base 94 to 7050 and encodes 2318 amino acids. The record is from RefSeq and is a predicted model, not a curated record. The transcript has 8 exons. NCBI's taxonomy places the organism in Eukaryota, Fungi, Ascomycota, Eurotiomycetes, Eurotiales, Trichocomaceae. Gene Ontology annotation, molecular function: ATP hydrolysis activity; helicase activity; ATP binding.
GGGCUGUUUUGUGCGAGAAUCGAGCACACAUCUCAUAUCUAUCUCUGGAGACCCUCUACGACAAAUUUCAUUGCCCUCUUCAUUACAGUAAUCAUGUCUGACCGUUCUGCAAGACUCUCCAAAUAUCUUUUCUCUAUUGAGAAAGGAAACAAAAAAAUUCAAAAAGCGUCUGAUGCGAAGUUAUUCUUAGAAGCCCUCUGUGACCAGGACAAAAACCCUGUGCGAUGCAUCGAGAGAAUUCUAUCUUCCGAAUUGAAUACUACUGCAUUGAAUACAAGCUUUCGCGUCGACCUGUCAGUCGACUUUCUUAGGGGUGCAGCCAGCGAUUUCUUACGGUAUCUUCAGCACCCUGGUAUCGAAAACUUGUGCAAUGGACAGUUUCUGCGAAGGAUACUAUCUGGCAUUGUCGAUCCUCCAACAUACUGGAACGCACUUGUGGAAGCUCACAGGAAACAUGAUUUAUCAGAACUCAGUGAACAGGGCUUUGCCUGGCUCCUUUUAAAUCUGCUAAAUAUGCCAGUACAAAAGGAUUCUGUUCAUCAAAUUGCCCAGGAAACAGUACAGCGUCGAGACUUUUUGGACUCUCCUUCCACGGCCAUAAGAGGAAUCGGCUACAAAAUCGAUAAUAUUCUCAAAACGACAUCGACAGCACUGGCCGGUUCACAGGUAGGAGGAAGACAUGACAAUGACUUUCAAAACUUUCGUGAAAUCUCCAUUCUUCCCACUGCGGACGAAAUCGCCUGCCCAGACACGCCAUUCUACCGCCGAGCAGACGAGAUUUAUCAAAUCAACCUAGACAAUCGUCCAGCAGCUCAUCAUGACAAUCACUUCCGCCUCCUGCGAGAGGAUCUACUAGCAGAGCUUCGUGAAGGAUUGCAGGCUGCACUUGGACACAAAAAAGGUCGGCGACCAGCAUAUCGGGUUGAUGGGCUGACUUGGAAAGGUGUAGAGACUGGACCAGCAGGAAGUCGACGACGGUGUUGUGUCACGUUUUCUUGCAACAAAGGCCUUCCUCAGCUGUCCCAUCUAUCUAAAGGCGACCGCCACAAAGUUCUGGAUAGGAACCGAAAUCUGAUCAAAAAUCAGGGAUUUGGAUGUCUACUGUAUGAGAAAGAUGUGAUCGCGUUUGGAACAAUUGACCGCACUGCCUCGUCGCUUCUGGACGACGUUCCUACCCUAGCAAUUGAAAUCACCGGUCGAAAUGCAUUGAGACGAAUACUACAGUGUUCAGUUGGUGAAGAAGAAUUGAUAUUUAUUGUAGUCAACACUCCUGUGUUCGCAUAUGAGCCGAUUUUACAAAGACUCCAAGAGAAGCUGGAGUUUCCUUUGUCUGAUACACUCCUUUCUUCCGAGCCCUCCUCCCAGGAUGCUGAUCUGAACGAAGACGUAUCGCGCAUUAUUAAGCAAAUCAAAGACGCAAACGGAUUGAACAUCCGGAAUAUUCUCGGUACAAAAGUCAAGAUCUCAUUGGAUCAGUCGCAGUUGGAGGCUUUGAUCGCUGGUUUGGGACAGUGCGCAAGCAUAAUCCAAGGUCCGCCAGGUACCGGUAAAUCAUUUAUUGGUGCUCUGAUUGCAAAGGUUAUACAUGACCAUACAGAUGACACCAUACUGGUUCUCUGCUACACGAACCAUGCACUGGACCAAUUUCUCGAAUGUCUCAUGGAUAUCGGUAUUCCUAGAGAAUCCAUGGUUAGACUUGGGUCAAAAUCCACUUCCAGGACUAAGAUGCUCGGUCUAUUUGAGCAGUCAACCCAAAAUUCGCAAAUAUCCGGUCUUUAUGUCUCUGAGCGAAGGCAAAAGUUAGAUGAGAUGUCAACGAUCUUACAAGAAACGUCGAAAAGCUUCCUAAACAAGCACGUCAUUAAAAGGGAUAUUCUUGAAUACAUUGAAUUUUCUAAUGACUCGGACUUUUAUGAUGCUUUCACGUUACCAGAUAAUGAAUCUGACUUCACACCUGUAGGAUCGGAUGGCAAAGCCAUUGAUAAGUACUACUUGUUAGACCAAUGGUUAAACGGGCAUGAUGCUGGCAUUUUCAAUAAACACGUCCUACCAGAGCAUGUCGGGAUCUGGGCAAUGUCUUUCUCCGAUAGAAAACGACGCUUUGAAAAAUGGACACAAGAGCUAUUUGAGGAUUGGAUAGCUUCGUUCAUCACGUUGUUUGAAGACUACGCCAGAGUUGAAAAGGAGCUUGACGAUUACUUUUAUGACAAAAAGUACGCAGAGACCUUACGUCAAAAAAGGAUCAUUGCAUGCACAACAACCGCUGCCGCCAAAUAUACUCGUGCCUUACAAGCAGCUAAGUCUGGCGUUAUCAUUGUCGAAGAGGCAGGAGAGAUACUUGAAAGCCACGUAUUAACGGCCAUGACUGGUGAUACGAAACAGUUAGUCUUAAUUGGAGAUCACAAGCAACUGCGGCCGAAAAUAAACAAUUAUGCACUAUCUGUAGAGAAGGGUGACGGAUAUGACCUCAACAGGUCUCUUUUUGAGCGCCUUGUACUUCGAGGGUUCCCUCAUACUGCUUUAUCUAAGCAACACCGCAUGCGACCUGAGAUUUCUCGACUGAUUCGUGACCUAACUUAUCCCGAUCUCUCCGACGCCAGUAAAACGCUGAACCGACCGCAUUUGAGAGGAUUUCAGAACGAUGUCAUUUUUGUCAACCAUGACGAAUUUGAAACUGACCUGCUGAACUAUACGGAGAAGAGGGACCCAUCCGUCAAUUCCAGCAAGCAGAAUCCCUUUGAGGUUCAGAUGGCUCUGAUGGCCGUCCGCUAUCUAGGGCAGCAGGGUUAUAACACCGAGGAAAUCAUAAUUCUAACGCCGUACCUGGGACAACUUUCACUUUUGCGUACGGAGCUAAGCAAAACAAAUGACCCGAUUUUGAAUGACCUUGACUCGAGCGACCUGAUUGAAGCAGGUUUGAUGAACUCAGGAACAGCAAAGCUGACUAGGCAGCCGAUUCGUAUCUCCACGAUAGAUAAUUAUCAAGGCGAGGAAAGGGAUAUCGUUGUGGUAACAUUGACCCGCAGCAACAAGGUAGGAGACAUAGGAUUUCUUGCAGCCCCGGAACGAGUCAAUGUCCUUUUGUCUCGAGCGCGGACUGCUCUCGUCAUUAUCGGCAACAGCGACACAUUUCUCAACAGUAAAAAAGGAAUAUCAACCUGGAAACCGCUAUUUGAGCUGCUUGUUCGGUAUGGACAUGUAUAUGAUGGAUUUCCAGUCAAAUGCGAACGACACCCAGAUCGCACGUUAACGAUUCGGCAGCCAGGAGAGUUUUUGGAUGAAUGUCCUGAUGGCGGAUGUUUGGAGCCAUGUACAGCGAAACUCUCAUGUAAAGUUCACACGUGCCCACAACGUUGCCAUCGCCUCGACGAUCAUUCCAAAGUGAAGUGCUUGGAGAUUAACGAGUCGAGGUGUCCAAAGAAACACACCUAUCGCUGGGUCUGCUAUAAACGCACUCCGGGUGUCUGUCCUGUGUGCCUGAAGGAGGAACAGGAGGAGGUAGAAAGAAAGAUGAGGGAUCACACACUAGAGCAGAAGCGGCUUGCCAUUCAAAAGGAGCAUGCUAAAAAUCUAGAGGCUAUCGAGCAGAGCAUCAAAGCACAGCAGGAGCUUCUAAAGGAUAUCCAUGAUGAAAAAGCACGUCGAGCUGCUUUGGCUCAACGGACUGAGGAUUUGGAAAACCUGAAAAAUGCCUUAAGCCUUGCAAGACAAGAAGUCGAUAGCCUCGAUGUGUCGACUAUUGCUGAUAAGAAGUCUGUAUUACCUGACAUAGUUCCAACCCCCCAAAUAAAGAAGAGAACGAACCGUGACUCGAGAACGAACAACAAGGUAAUGUCGGAGAGCAGUGGAUCACCUGAUACUUCUAUAAGUCAAACCCAAGCCAGGUCUGAUUUUAGCAAUUCCCAACGUGAUGUUUCCCCCGCGACCUACUCCCCAGCCAAGGACGAAUGGGAGCGACAAAAAGAACUAGAGGGACAGUCCAGUCGAGCCAUUGAUGAGUUGAUGAAUAUGAUUGGUCUAGAGGAGGUGAAAGAUAAAUUCCUGUCCAUCAAAACGAAGGUCGACACGGUCGUGAGACAGGGCAGCAGUCUGAACGACGAGCGAUUCAACUCUGCUCUUCUUGGCAAUCCAGGGACAGGUAAAACGACAGUAGCACGACUCUAUGCAAAGUUCCUUAAGUCUGUGGGCGUUAUUCCUGGAAGUCACUUUGUCGAGACUUCGGGAGCAAAACUUGCGAACGAAGGUGUUUCCGGAUGCAGGAAGAUAUUGGAAGAAAUUCUCUCAAACGAUGGUGGAGCUUUGUUCAUAGACGAAGCCUAUCAACUAACAGCAGCACACAACUCAGGAGGCCGGUCUGUGCUUGAUUUUCUAUUACCGGAAAUUGAAAAUCUCACGGGGAAGGUUGUUUUCAUUAUAGCUGGUUACAAGAAGAAUAUGGAAACCUUUUUCGGACAUAACCCUGGUAUUCCUAGCCGCUUCCCAAUACAGCUGAAUUUUGAAGACUAUAGCGAUCAACAACUACAACUGAUCCUCAACUACAAAAUGACAGAGAAGUAUCGCGGGAAGAUGAAAGUCGAGGGCGGCCACCAUGGGUUGUAUGUCCGCAUAGUAGCUCGACGAAUUGGACAUAGUCGAGGACGUGAGGGCUUCGGUAAUGCUCGUGCGGUUCAUAACGAAUUUGGAAGAAUCAGCGACCGUCAAGCGCGACGCUUGGCACAAGAAAGACGUGCUGGGAAGAAAAGAAACGACCUAUUCCUCACUAAAGAGGAUCUGCUUGGCCCAGAACCUAAGUCCGCGCUCGAAGGGAAUGCAGCUUGGAAGAAACUCCAAACAUUGGUAGGAUUGGAUAGUGUCAAACAGUCGGUGCAGGCAUUGCUUGAUACACUUCAAACUAAUUACCAGCGAGAGCUAAGAGAAAAGCCCCCCAUUACAUAUUCACUUAACAAUAUGUUCAUCGGCAAUCCGGGCACCGGCAAGACGACGGUGGCUAAACUAUACGGACAAAUUCUUGCUGAUCUCGGAUUUCUCUCAAAUGGUGAAGUCGUUGUUAAGAACCCGUCGGAUUUCAUUAGCCAGCAUAUCGGCGGGUCAGAGAAAGCGACUAAAGACAUUCUCGCCGCGACUGUGGGGAAGGUUCUCGUUAUUGACGAAGCGUACAUGCUGGCUGGAAGUGUUUCAAGCGAUAACUCUCACGGUUCACGUACGGACAUGUUCAGAGCAGCUGUCAUCGAUACGCUCGUUGCUGAAGUUCAAAGUGUACCCGGAGAUGACCGAUGCGUCCUAUUACUAGGGUAUAAAGAACCCAUGGAAAAGAUGUUCCAAAACACAAAUCCCGGUCUUGCGCGCAGGUUCCCAAUGGCAUCCGCAUUUAAGUUUGAGGACUACACUGACGAUGAGUUGCAAAUCAUUCUUGAUCUGAAGCUGCAUCAAUCCGGGUUUGAUGCAACAAAGAAGGCUCGGGAAGUAGUGCGCGAAUGCCUUACUCGCGCGAGAAAUCGCCCAAAUUUUGGAAAUGCUGGAGAAAUUGACAUCCUCAUGGACCAGGCUAAGCUAAAUCACCAGAAACGACUCAAAUCACGGGAAACGAGAAUUAUCGAUAUAUUGGAGCCUGUUGAUUUUGAUCCAGAUUUUGAUAGGGCGGACAGAGCUUCUUCGACUUGUCGCAAGCUGUUUGAAGGUGUAAUCGGCUGCGAAGAGCUCAUCGAUCAACUGGAGAACUACCAGCGCAGGGUGAGAAAUAUGAAAAAACUCAACAAGGAUCCUCGUGAACAGAUUCCUUUCAACUUCCUUUUCCGUGGACCUGCUGGGACGGGGAAAACUUCCACUGCACGUCGCAUGGGACAGGUAUAUUACGAUAUGGGUUUCUUGGCUGCCCCGGAGGUAGUUGAAGCGUCUACCUCAGAUCUAGUGGGACAGUAUAUUGGACAUACCGGCCCGAAGACAGAAAAGCUGCUCGAAAAAGCGUUGGGCAAAGUUCUUUUCAUCGAUGAGGCCUACCGACUGAACGAUAGCCGAUUUGGGAAAGAAGCAAUGGAUCAACUUGUUGAUUCUAUCACUAAGCACAAGUAUUACCAAAAACUCAUUAUAAUUCUGGCAGGAUAUGAUACGGAAAUUGAUCAGCUCAUGUCGUCGAAUCCCGGGUUGUCUAGUCGUUUCCCUGAAAUCGUUAAUUUCAAGUCUCUGAACCCAGAUCAAUGUUGGGAAUUGUUUCAAAACCGAUUGAAGGAGAACGAAUAUAUCGAUAGUGAUAUCAUCCAAAAUGCUCGUCCAACAUUUCGUGAACUUGUAAUCGAAUUUUUCGAUGCCUUGUCAGCACUUCCUGGCUGGGGAAACGCUCGUGAUGUUGAAACUGUAGUCAAAAGCAUUAUUGGCAAAAUCCUUGCUACAAUUGACGAUAAUACUACUUACGUGGUUACGCAUCAGAUAGUAUUUGACGUCCUACGAUCGACGUUUAACGAACGCAGAAAACGCGCAGCUGCUUCACCCGGGACAUAUGGCAGUGCGAUGGCUCCCCCUUCGAUAUAUCCGACCAUAGAUCCUUCUGUCCCAUCGCCUGCUGCCAUGAGUCCCCCACUUGGAAUGAGUGACCCUAGUGGUAAGGUACAAAGCAGGUCGCCGUCACCUUGUUCGCUUAGCCGAUCGCCCACUCCAGUAUCAAUAUCCAGUGAUAGCAAUGACGGUCGUGAUGCAGGUAUUUCCGACGAGACCUGGGGGCAAUUACAGCUGGAUAAAAAGGCAGCAGAGAAGCGCGAGGAAACACUUCGCCAAGUUGUGCAGCAAGCAGACGACGCCAAAAGCAAAGUUGAGAAAUUGAAUCCCGACGAUAAUGACGAGGAGUUAAGGAAAUACGAAGAAAUGAUUAGCAACCUUGUCAAGGAACAAAUGGCCUUGGAGGAAAUGAAACGCCAGGAAGAGGCCGCCAAGAAGAAGUUGAGGGAGCUGGGUCUCUGUCCGCAGGGCUAUCAGUGGAUCAAGCAAGACAGUGGGUACCGUUGUGGUGGAGGCAGCCAUUAUAUGUCGAAUGAGGCCCUCAACAGCGAUGCCAUUUAAAAUGCUUUCUGACGAUAUCAUGAAAUCGUUAUUGAAGCUUUCAAGUCUCGGUCAACUCUGCCCGGCUGGGGGAACGUUAGUGGUGUAAAGAUCCUACUAAACCUUCAUCCAGUGACUUCCAACAUAGAAUAUUUCUAGUCAUCAUCUAUAAUAAAAGCAGGUUCACUAGGGU